This is a messenger RNA of Ahaetulla prasina, 6434 nucleotides long. RefSeq names its product tumor necrosis factor alpha-induced protein 2-like. The record is from RefSeq and is a predicted model, not a curated record. Gene Ontology annotation, molecular function: SNARE binding. Bases 604 to 2655 code for a protein of 683 amino acids. The transcript has 12 exons. Gene Ontology annotation, biological process: exocyst localization; exocytosis. NCBI's taxonomy places the organism in Eukaryota, Metazoa, Chordata, Lepidosauria, Squamata, Colubridae. Gene Ontology annotation, cellular component: exocyst.
UUUGGCAACUGAAGGCAGCGGUCCUUUCCAGCGCCUUGCCUGCCCUCUUCAUGUUUGGCACGGUGAAGGGGGGACGGAGUGAGGGGAGGGUGUCCAAGCUUUAUUGUUAAAGCGUCGGAAUGGAGAAACGAAAGAAAGGCACCCGUCCGGAGUAACUGCCGCCUCUCCCUCGAGCUCUUCUGCGGGCCCUCAAAAACGUGCGGAAGGGCGACGGGUUUUUUUUUUUCCCCUUUGCUAAAAUGCAAAUUUUUUCCAGGCUCCCCGGAGAUGUGACCUCCUCCCUCGAGUAACCGCCACUCGACUUGUCCCCGGGGAGAAGAGAAGCCGAGGCUGAUUUAUUGGAAAUUCCACACUUGCCGGGAAAUUUUCCUCGAGCCUUUUGGCUUAUUUCGGGCAAGGCGGAGUUUCCAAGCCAUUUACCACCACCACCACUCUCGCCACCACCCCCCUCGCCUCCCCGCCUCCUCCCUGUGUAUAUAGGCCUGAGCGUCAACAGCUUCUGCCAAAAGUAGAGCGCUUGUAUCAUCGGGCCGCCGGUGGAGAAAGACGGUUCCUCGCCUGCCAGCUCUGACUUCCAGACACCGAGGUCUUCCAUAGAAGAAGAUGCUAAAAUCAAUGCCCCUUUUCUAUAGCAGUCCUCCAAAACCUGCUAAACAGACUAAAAACAAGAUGAUGGCCAAAGCUUCGACAUCUUCUGAAUCAGAACCUGAUUCAUUGUCAAUUGAAUCAUCCUCUGAAGAAACCCAUCCAAAAAACCACAUGAGAACUGAGAACUACAAGCAGAUUCCUUUGGAACUCACUGGAACAGACCAUGAUAAGGACAAGCAGAAAACAGGACUGAAAAAAAAAAUUGUUCAUUAUUUAUUUGACAGAGGUGGGAAAAGAAAAGAAAAGAAACCUCAGGAGGAAAACUGUCAGCCGAUUACAGUUGACCAAAUCAAGGCGCUGAUUAAGAGCCAACAUUUUUACGAAGCCAGUCAACAUCUCAUCAUGCAAAAAAAAUUUAACAGCAAUCUGGACAGCAGAAAUGAUGAAGAAACAUUGGGCAAUCAGACUGAAAUUGAGGAUUUAUUAGAACUUUUAUAUCAAGAGGUCUUCAACAUCAUACAGUCAUCUAUCAGCAUAGCAUCAACAAAACCAGAAUUGCUGAAUAAUGCAGUGAGAGCAGUUAUUAUGUGGGUGGAGGAGGAGGAGGAGAGAUCUAUUCAUUCCCAGCUCAAAACAUGGAAAGAGGAAUGGAGGAACACUAUCCAGAAAUCUGUAGAAGAACGAAUGAGCACACCUCCUUUGGUUUGUAAGAAGGACCUCUCUACCACUGGUAACACUUUCUUGCAUAUGGGUAAGACUAUGAAGAAUGACAUGAUCACAGUGGUGCAGCAUAUUAAAUGCCAUUACCCUGAGCAUUUUCAGGUGUGCAGAACUUAUGCCACGUUCUACCACCAUUACUUUUCAUCUCAGAUGGAGAGAUUUGCUGAGCUUGAAUUGAACAAAGAUGACAAUUACCUUCUUCUCAACUGGGCACAUAAUUUAUAUCCAAAGGACAUUAAAAACAACAGUGUUUUAGUUAAAGAGUUGGAUGAAGCUAGUCUUGGAAACUUGUUGUCGUUGGGACAGAUCAGACAGCUUGAACAAACUUACUUGACUCAUGAAGUGGAUUUUGUUAGAAGUUGUCUGGACAAUUGUUUGAAAAUAGAAGUCAAGAGCUGGACACAAGGGGCAGCACCAGAGAUAUUGGAUGAUUAUUAUCAUAGUGAAUUAUCAAUAGAUGCUAUAAAGGCUAUCUAUGGAGCACAAAAACGUGCUGAGGGCAUCACUCCAGAGGUGGUCUACCAAAUGUCAGCUUUACUUUUGAGAGAACUCUUGACUUUUCUGCAAUGCUACAAGAAAGAACUGGAGACAUUCAUUAAAGAAAACAAACAGAAUAAAUAUUUUGAAGCGAUAAUAAUUGCAAACAUUAACAAUUUUGAGAAUUUCCGUACCCAUGCGGAGAAAAGCAUAGAUUCAACUGAGAGUGAUGUUAAAAUGAACAUCUUUUCCAUACUUGAUGACCUUCAGACGACUGGGUUUAACGUGUUCCUUGAUCCCUUGUUUCCAGAGAUACAGACGCUUUUGAAAAAGUUUAAUGAGAAGAAAUGGGAUUCCUGCAGUGGCCUUAUGGAUGAAAUAAUUACAGCCAUGUAUCCCUGUAUCCGUGUGUUCAAGAGGCUUAAAAACCCUCAUCGCCAGGUUAUCAUGGAAACAAUUCACCUCCGUCUAGUCCAAAAAUACAUUCAAAAGCUUAUGUGGAGAAACACCACACUCAAAUCUCCUGAGAAGCAAAAUCAAUUGUCUGAACUUAUCCGAAGUCAUGCCUCUAUUUUGUACACAUUUUGUAUAGAGAAUGGGUCUAAUGCCACAUGGCUGGAGUCUGCUAUCCCAAGCUUGGCUGAAAUCAUUAGACUCCAAGAUCCAGAUGCUAUUAAGAUUGAAGUCGGUGCACUUGUCAGUAGAUAUCCUGAUAUCAGACGGAGACAUCUCUAUGCCAUCUUGCACAUUAAGCCCUUAUCCAGUAGCAACCUUAACAGCAUUUUGACUGUGCUAAACAUUCAUGGAGAUGCCACAUUGCCAUCAUCAUUGCUGUUUUCAGGCAUUAGGCUGCCAUUUCCACUGCAUUGAUUUGAACUACGCAUACUGUAACUUCUGGCAGGAUCGAAGUGGAAAGAAAAGCUGGAUUCUUCUUGAACUAUCCUAUGCAAUAUAUAUAAAAAUUUGCUGCCAUAUGUAGCCCUUGACUUAUGACCGGUUUUUCAGAAGUAAUUUUCAUUGCCUCCUUCCUACAGCUGACAGAAAAAAACUGACCCAAGAUCAUCUAGAUAGCUUUGUGUCCUAUGUUGGGACUAGAACUCACUGUCUCCCGGUUUCUAACCUGAUGACCUUAACCGCUACACCAGUCUGGCUCCUUAUAACUGCAUGCAAGGCUAAAAAUCCCUGUUUCUCAUCUCAUCUCACCAUUUUUCUUUACUUUCUUUACUCGGUCAUUUCUCAUCCUGUUUUUUCUCUUUCCGAUACAGAAAGAAACAUCUCUGUGCCAUCUUGAACAUUAAGCCCUUAUCCAAUGCCAAGGUUAAAAGCAUUAUGAGUGUGCUAAAGAUUCAUGGAGAUGCCGCACUGCCAUAAUUAUCACUGUUUUCAGGGGCCAGGGUACCAUUUAAAACUGGGAUAGUUUCCAUUUAUGGGGAAAAAAUUAUAUUGUAUUUAAUAAAGUCCUACUGCUGGCAGGGCCGGUUUAGCUCACGCUGGUAAAAGCCUGUUAUUAAGGCUUAUUAAGAACACAGUAGCCUGCAAUUACUGCAGGUUCGAGCCCGGCCCAAGGUUGACUCAGCCUUCCAUCCUUUAUAAGGUAGGUAAAAUGAGGACCCAGAUUGUUGGGGGGGCAAUAAGUUGACUUUGUAAAAAUAUACAAAUAGAAUGAGACUAUUGCCUUAUACACUGUAAGCCGCCCUGAGUCUUCGGAGAAGGGCGGGGUAUAAAUGUAAACAAAAAAAAAAUAAUAAUAAUUGUAUAACUUAAUACUCAACACUGGAAGUUUAGAUGGAAUGUAACACCAGUAACAGUUAGUCCUCAUUUUUUGACCAUAAUUGGGACCAGACUUUCUGUUGCUAAACAAGGCAGUUGUUAAGUAAGUUACAAAGGAGUUUAUGACUUUUUUGCUACGAUUAUCAAGUAAAUCACUCCAGCUGUUAAUUUGGCUUCCCCCAUUGACUUUGCUUUUGGGAAAUUGUCUUGAAAGGUUGAAACUGACGAUUCAGGUGACCACGGGAUGCUGCAACCAUUAUAAAUACAUGCUGGUUGCCAAGUGCCUGAAUUUUGAUCAUGUGACCAUGGGGAUGCAGCGACAGUCAUUUUCAGUGCCAUUGUCGCUUCAAAAAGUCACUAAACGAAUGGUUGUAAGUUGAGGACUACCUGUAUAUAAAUCAUCUUGCAGGAAGCACCAAUACCUUCAUGCUGGCUCAUUUUCCCCUAUAAAAAUGAGGGGCUAUAUCUCCUGCAAGCUACUUCAUACAGGUGGUACAGAUAGGACGUUCAGAGGUUGGUUCAUUUUUCUGCUAUUUGUUAAAGCAUUUGCCUGGAAGAACACAUGUUUUGCAUGUGAUUUCUCUGAGACAGAUGGAGUUAAGAGAACCUUUGUGAAAUUACAGAGGAUACCGAAUGAGAAGAGCACUUUAGACACAGCCUUAGUUAAGAAACAAAAGUCAGCUAAAGCGCUCUCACAUUAAACAAAUGACCGUAUGAAAAUCAAAUGUAAAUCAAGCUUUGCCUAUUAGCCUAUCUGUCGUGUCCCCCUCCCCCUCCGAUGACUGGGUCUAGGAAGUCCGUGUCAAGCGUGGCCAUGAAGCCUCUGCAGCUUUGCCAAAUUCCUUUCAAUUUCUCAAGGCAGGCAGGAAUCCAAGUUGUGACUUCAGCAAACUAGAUGAGACUUUGCUUGACUCAAGGAAUACCAAAAGGUCCUUUAUAUAGGCUGUGGGGUGCGGCUCCAUGACUCAGCAUUUAUCCAGGCCUGCCCCUCCCUCCCUUCUGCUGGCGUCACCUCUCGGAUCUCCGGAAGUGAGGAUCCUCCCACUUUGAAUUGUUUUCUGCUGUUUGAGAAAGGGAGGGGUCAGAAGGAGUAGGCCCAAGUAAUUCCAAUCCGUGGCUGACUUCCUCUGAUGGCUGAGCCACAGGAACACACGCCAUAUGAGUGAGGUUUGUUUGUUCAUUCCUGACAUCCUGUCCGGGCAUGGGGCCAGGGCCGGGGGCUGGAGGCAUGACAGGCCAUUCAUCUUCAUUAUCAGACUCAGAGUCCGAUAGCAGACCCGGGACAAGAUGGGAGGAGCCCGGCUGAGGAGAGGAGGGAGGACGAGGCACAACACUAUCAUUAUAAAAAGCCAGGGUUAACUCAGCAUUUUGUUUACUGCUCCUGAGAUAAGAGCUAGUGUGGUGCAGCAUCACAGAACUGACUAGAGCAGGGUUGUCAAACUUAAGGCCUGAGGGCUGGAUUCUGUGUUUAGAUCUGGCCUGCAGGCCAGCCCGUGGUGCCUCUGCAGUGAAAACAGGCUCCCAAUCUCUGUUUUCAUCUGAAAUGGCCUCUUGCAACCCUCUGCCAGCGAAAAUAGAGCUUGGGAGGGCCGCAUGCGGAGAUUGGGAGCCGUUUUUGCUAGCAGGGCACUUGAGCCACCAUGGGCACCCCCGACAUGAAUAACGUCAAGUUGGCCCUGCCCACCCUGGCCAUAUCCAGAAAGGCAGACACAACCCUGAUGCGGCCCUCAGUGAAAUUGAGUUUGAGACCUCUGGACUAGAGGCUGCAUUCAGAUUCUUAUUCGGCUAUAUAAAACUCGGUAGAUGAUUUGGAACUACUCAUUCUCUUCCUACUUCCCUUAACCUGUCAAGGUUGUUGUGAUGAAAUAAAUGAAUGAAUACUGUGCCUCAAACGGCAGAAAGACAUUACUAAUAGUCCUCAACCUAUGACCACAAUUGAGUCCAAAGUCUAUGUUGCUAAAUAAGAAAUUUGCUAAAGUGCGUUUUGUUCCAUUUUACAACUUUUCUUGCCACAUUUGUUAAGUGAAUCACUGCAGUUGUUAAAUUAAUGACGGUUAUUAUGUGAAUCUGGUUUCCCCAUUGACUUUGUUUGUCAGAAUGUUGCAAAAGGUGUUCACAUGACCCUGGGACAUGGCAACCGUCAUAAAUGUGAGUCAGUUGUCAAGCAUCCAAAUGUAAAUCGUGAGCAUGCUGCAAUGAUCAUAAGUGUGAAAAAUGGUCAUAAGUCACUUUUUUCAGUGCUGUUGUAACUUCAGUUACUAAGCAAACUGUUGUAAGUCAAGGACUACCUAUAUAUACAUAUUAAUAAUAUCUGUACAUAAUUGUUGUGAAUACAAACAUGUUGCUGUUUAUAGUCUGCUUUAUUUUUAACUAUGACAUUGUUUUUUCUAAUUAAGAUAUAUUUCUAUUAAUGUAUUUCUUCAAAUAUGCAAUAAAAUGUCAUUAUUAUCAGAUAGCUUGUGUUCAUCCCAUCUCCAGGACAUAAGCACAUACAACUGUAGUCAAAAGAGGAGGUUUAAAAGAAAGGGGAUAGAUGCUGGUGCUCCGUAAGAAAGAACAUCCAUGGGAAUACAUUUUUAUAAAAUACAAAAUACAAAACCAAAUAAGAGGACAGUGAGGGGGUAGGGAAAAGGGGAAAGAAAAGUGAGGAAGGAUAGGGAAAGAAAAAGAAACAUUGACUUCCGACUCUCUCUGUUACAGCAUACAGCAUACUAUUAUUUUACCAUAGUAGUAUGAACAUUUCUAUAAAGAUCUAUCAAUCUAAUUUGUAAAACCCAAAAUCAAAGUUUCAUUCUAAGUACAUCCAUGUAGCUAUAGUAGAUUCUAUGAGUGGUCUCAUCAUGGAUACUUCAUAUUCUGGAAUCAGAAUGGUAGGAAAA